UUAGUGAGGUUGACUGAGGAAAGAUGAAGCAGCAGCAGCAGCGGACGGUGGUUCUGUAUCCCUCCCCAGGCAUGGGCCACCUCAUCACCAUGGUGGAGCUCGGCAAGCUGAUUCACCUCCGCCUCCGCCUCCCCGUCACCAUCCUCAUCGCCUCCCCUCCCUUCAACCUCGGCAACCCCACCCCUUACAUCAACGCCAUCGAGUCCUCCGAUCUCGGUAUCUCCUUCCACUACCUUCCCCAGCCGCUCGAUUUCUCCCAUCAAGAUCACAAUGCCCAGCACCACGAGCUUCUCGUCUUCAAAUUCCUCAACGCCUGCAACCCCCACGUCAAGGAUAAGUUGGAGCUCAUCUCCAAGUCCUCUACCAUCCUAGCCAUUGUCGUCGACUUCUUCUGCGUCGCCUCCAUAAGCGUCGCCGCUGCCAACCUGGGCUCACCCGUGUAUGUUUACUUCACUUCCCCUGCUGGAGCACUAGCAUCCUGCUUGUACCACAACGAGCUGCAUCGCCGGUCAGACGUCAGCUUCCGUCAUCUCAAUGUGGAUUUGCAUAUCCCCGGCAUCCCCCCGUUGCCAUCCCGGGAUAUGCCUCUUCCCAUGCUGGACCGUGAAGACACGUACUUUUGCUUGCUAGAAUCCUCAUCCCAGAUGUGCCGAGCUCAAGGGAUCAUAUUGAACACCUUUGACGCGCUGGAGCCGCGGGCGCUCCAAGCAAUCUCGGACGGCCUGUGCACGCCGAAUGGAUCCACGCCUCCCCUCCACACAAUCGGGCCCGUGAUCACGGCCGAGAAGAAGAUGGACAGUGAUGCCGAGUGCCUCAACUGGCUCGACUCUCAACCGGACCGUAGCGUGGUAUUCUUGUGCUUUGGCAGCCUAGGCCGUUUCUCUGUGGAUCAGCUCGCGGAGAUCGCGGAUGGGCUGGAGCGCAGUGGUCAAGGGUUCCUUUGGGUGGUUCGAGGCCCAGCCAGAGGGCCAGGACCGGCUCUCGCGUCAGAAGACCCAGACCUUGAAGCGCUGCUGCCACGAGGGUUCUUGGAGCGGACUCACGGCAAGGGGCUGGUGGUCAAGUCGUGGGCGCCGCAGGUGAGGGUGCUGAGCCAUGAAGCGGUUGGCGGGUUCGUGACGCACUGUGGGUGGAACUCGGUGCUGGAGAGCAUAAUAGCAGGCGUGCCCAUGGUGGCGUGGCCGCUAUAUGCUGAGCAACGCAUUAACCGGGUUUUGCUGGUGAAGGAGAUGGGUCUGGCCAUUGCCGUUCAAGAAGGCACAGACGGUCUAGUGGGCGCAGCCGAGGUAGAGAGAUGUGUCCGACUGCUGCUGGAAUCCGAGGAGGGGUCUGCGCUGAGGGAGCGAGCAGCAGAAGCCAGGGAUGCCGGUGCCGCAGUAGUCAGGGAAGGCGGAUCCUCGUGGGCUGGCCUGGCAAGGUUGGCCGAUGAGUGGGUGGUGAGGGCUGGCACAACAAAGGGUAGUUAGUGUCGGUAAGCCACGGAAUUCAAGGUUCAGAAGAAAAGUAGAAAGGAAUGUGAUUCACUGAACCAUAACUACGCUGCAACCUGAUUGAUCAGAACUGAACUUUGUUUGCCUGGAAGAGAGUGGUGUUUUUUUUCGUCAUCCAAAGAGAUGUGCUUGUUCCCUUCAGAUGUCAAUGUGACAUCUGAAAUUCUGUUAUUUUAGAUAUAAGUUAAUAUGUUCUUACCUUUA
Messenger RNA from Nymphaea colorata (pocket water lily), 1694 nucleotides. Its product is annotated as UDP-glycosyltransferase 88A1-like. Bases 24 to 1466 code for a protein of 480 amino acids. Lineage: Eukaryota; Viridiplantae; Streptophyta; Magnoliopsida; Nymphaeales; Nymphaeaceae. The record is from RefSeq and is a predicted model, not a curated record. Gene Ontology annotation, molecular function: UDP-glycosyltransferase activity. The transcript has a single exon.